Messenger RNA from Glycine soja, 936 nucleotides. Its product is annotated as fasciclin-like arabinogalactan protein 10. The transcript has a single exon. The record is from RefSeq and is a predicted model, not a curated record. Gene Ontology annotation, cellular component: plasma membrane. NCBI's taxonomy places the organism in Eukaryota, Viridiplantae, Streptophyta, Magnoliopsida, Fabales, Fabaceae. The coding region runs from base 71 to 790 and encodes 239 amino acids.
UGGUUUCGGAUAUAAACAAUAAAAUAAAAUAAAACAGAAGAGAAGGAAACAGAAGUAAAAAAAAAAUAAAAUGGGUUACACAAGAUCUUCUCUUCUGUCCGUGGCUCUUGUCUUGGCAUUCUGUUCAAGCAUUCAGGGUUUGGACAUCACCAAAUUGUUGGGCGAAUAUCCCGAAUAUGCACAGUUCAACAAAUACCUAACUGAAACCAAGCUGGCGGACCAAAUCAACAGCCGUAACGCCGUUACAGUCCUUGCCCUUGACGACGCCGCAAUGGCUUCCCUCUCCGGCAAGUCGCAAGACGCCGUUAAGGCCAUCCUUAGCACCCAUGUGCUCGUCAACUUCUACGACGAGAAGAAGCUGAUGGAAGCCGAAGGUAGUCGCACCAAGGUCGAAACCCUAUUCCAAUCCUCCGGUGUCGCCAAGCCCAACCAGGGUUACAUCUACGUGGCGCUCAUCAACGAGGGGGAGAUUGCGUUCGGUUCCGCCGCCGCCGCACCGAAUGCACCUUUCGAGGUUGUGCUUGUGAGGUCCGUGACGAGCCAACCCGACACCGUUUCGGUUCUUCAGGUUAGCAAGCCUAUCGUUGCACCUGGCGUUGAAUCUGCGGCAGCAGCAGCGACAUCUGCUACGGUGCCACUUGCAACAACCGCCGCCGACGGUGCCGGUGAUAACAUUGCACAGUCACCUUCUGCUUUGGCACCAGGUCCCAGCAGCGAUGCUUCCCGCGUCUACAUGGGACUCUUUGGUGCUGCUUCCGCCAUCGCUUCCCUCGUGAUGCUCGCUCUCUAAAUGACGAGAAAAUUAAUUAAGAUAAACAAUGCUGUUAAUUAUCACGGAUGAGGAGAUGUUAAUUAUUGCGAAAACGCUUGUUUAUGAUGAUGUUAGUCUGUUGAUGGGAUUCGUUCUUUGAUCUGAUUGAAUAUUCUUUCUAUGUU